This is a messenger RNA of Helianthus annuus (common sunflower), 1014 nucleotides long. RefSeq lists its product as uncharacterized. The transcript has 6 exons. Lineage: Eukaryota; Viridiplantae; Streptophyta; Magnoliopsida; Asterales; Asteraceae. The record is from RefSeq and is a predicted model, not a curated record. Bases 1 to 1014 code for a protein of 337 amino acids.
AUGGUUAAAGAGCGAGCUGAGUGGGAAAAAUACCGUGAGCGCCUAGUGCGGCAGGUUAAGGAGUUUGAGAAAGCUAAAGCUGGGUUUGCUGAAGAAAAAGCUAAGUUCGAAUCUGAUAGGAAAUCAGAGGAAUGGGGACGUGAAGGCUUUGGGGCAAGCUUCGUGCUGCUGAAGAUCUACCUUGAGGCUCAAGUUGCUGAACUGAAAGGGAAGGUUGAGGAUGGGCAAACCGAUAGAGAACGUGUUGAGGCUGAGUUGAAGGCGCAUGCAUCUAAUAAGGAUAAGGACCUGGCGGCUAAGGAUGUUGAGAUUGCAGAGUUGAAACGUCGUUUGCAAGAGCAAACCGACAAAAGCGAGUCCUUAGAGAUUGACAUUGAGGCUGAGAGAGUAAAAGCUAUUACUGCUGAAGAGGCCAAACAGAAGGCUGAAGAGGCGCGAGAUAUCAGUACCUCUGCCCUCAAUGUAGCCCAGAACAAUUACUCUGAAGCCCAAUGUAUCGUCGAUACACUGGUCUCUGAUGCUGAAUGGAUGCGCGGUAGAGGAGUAGUUCUGAUGGCCAACUCUAUCUUGAAUGCUUCCGAGCUGGAUGGAGCUGUUGCUGCUCUCAUAGAUGCCUCACGCGCGGUUGGUUACCGUGGAGGUUAUCUAGAGUGUGCGCAGCAUGUUGAAGAGGCGUUAGGACAAGAGUUUGACAUUAGUCAUUGCUCAGUGACCGACCAGGCUGAUGCUGCAUCGGCCCGCGCUGAAAAGAUUCUGGACCCUCCAGAGACCGUGGAACUAUCUGAUGAAGAAGAACCAGCCGGUGAUGAUGGUGAUGGCGAUGGUGAUGGCGAUGGAGAUGGUCACGACGAUGAUGAUGGUGGUGACGUUACAAUUAUUGCAUUGUUGUUAGAAACUUUGGUUAAGUUAGCGCGAUUAAAUGUAAGUGUGGCUCGUGUGAGUGUGACUGCCCGGUUUCGCGCUAUGAUCGCGGAAGACCUUGGAGGCGUAACUCGAGAGCUCGUAAUUUACUGA